AUGUCGGAUCGCUGGGCACCAGGAUUUGCGCCUUCGCCUAUCCGAUCGCCCAGCCAGUGGAGUCCAGCCGCAUCCGAGAUGCGUCCAAAGAAUGGAGAUCCACAUCAUUACCCCGAAGUCGUUCCCGAAAAGUCGAGAAGAGGAGUGAGUGAGCGCAACCUCGGGCGGCCUUGAUCCACGGCUCGUAUCUGGCCUCUGGGCUUUAUUUUGAUGCCCUCGCUUUUCCCUGCUCUUAGAAGACCGAGUCAAAUCCAGACACGCCAGAGACGCGUAAGUCGAGUGAUUCUUCGCUGUUCUCGCUGCCCGAGCACUUGCUGAGGCGACCAAUGACAGUUUCGCGAGCAAGCAGUAUCAAGAGCGACGCCAGCACCAUACCUUGGGCAGAUGGUCGCUAUCAUCCCGAGACUCCACGAUCACCAUUAUGGAAAUCUGCCAGCCCUUCGCCUGCCUUUGUAAAGGCAAAGGAUGCAAGCCCUGUUGCGAACGCUCCAGAAUACGAAAAAAUGAUUCGUCAGAUCUCUGGACGUAUCAAGAAUCCUCAGCCUGGAUGGCCGUUCAAUCUUCCCCAGCUGAAGCGCAUGGCGAAUGGAAAAGUUCGACCUAGGACCGAUUUUGAGAAGGCGCUCACCGAGCUGGAGAAGACGCGAGGUUGA
This is a messenger RNA of Ceraceosorus bombacis, 653 nucleotides long. NCBI's taxonomy places the organism in Eukaryota, Fungi, Basidiomycota, Exobasidiomycetes, Ceraceosorales, Ceraceosoraceae. The record is from the annotation of a GenBank genome assembly.